AAUUGAUCAGUCAACAAUUUUUACAAUUCUUAUAGAGGAUUAUAUUUAGUUCUCAUCGAAAUAGAUCACCGUACGGUAUUGUUAAAUGAGUGCAGCCAUCUAAUCUAUAAUAGAUUCACUAAUCUUAAUCGAGAAUGGAUAAGCUGGUGCUAAUUACUUAUUGCAUUUUGAUUUUACAGAUAUUACAGAAGCAUUGCUUAGGAGGCGUCAUACAUCAGAGUCCAUCCAUCCGAAUACAUCCAACAGCUCAUGAAUCCACAAUCGAUGAAUCCGAUGAAGACAUAUCCAUUGAAGAUGAGCGAGGUGGUCAGCCACGACGCUUUCCACUGCUGCCGAUGAUGACGUCAUCGACGGGCUCUCGACUGAACACAGUGGAGCUGGUGAUCCGACCCGACGAGAGUGAGGUGGAGAGGGCGGAGCGCACCAAUCGCGAGUUCGAGAAGCUCAUUCAGUUGGCCACGAUCGUCGGGCAGGUGGACUCGUUCAUCACGCACAAGGCACGCAUCAUCAUCCGGGCGCUGGCAAAGCUCACUGAAGAAGACGAGGCUGAUAUUCGCCACUACCACUGAACCACUACCACGUUAAUGAGAUUAACGUCAUAAAAUGGUGUCUGGUAUUGGAAUACUCUUUCACAAGCCAUUGUACAGUUAAUUUAAAACCUGUUCAAUUAGUAGUAAGUUUUUAUAUUUUUGUAAUAAAACCAAUCGCUUGAAAUGUA
Messenger RNA from Nilaparvata lugens (brown planthopper), 718 nucleotides. RefSeq lists its product as uncharacterized. The record is from RefSeq and is a predicted model, not a curated record. The transcript has 3 exons. Lineage: Eukaryota; Metazoa; Arthropoda; Insecta; Hemiptera; Delphacidae. The coding region runs from base 135 to 569 and encodes 144 amino acids.